CUUGCCUUCUUACCACCAUCUACGACUGGCUCGUAGUACUUCUCUCCCAUUUGCUCCCAUAUAUCUGCAUAUAUUCACCAUUUCAUUCUCUUCUACAUCUUCUCUCACCAUGUCUGCUUGCAAUCAUGCCAUUUAUUCUGCAAGGUCGACUAUAGAGUCUCUCUUUUCCUUCAAGGCAGUCGUUGGCCUUGGUUCCACAUUCCCCUUCAACCUUUCUACUCGUGAAGAGACCCAAAUCCCUGUCGCCACUCCACCCAUAUCACGCUCCAGAGCCAAAUUCUGCCUCAAUUCAUCUUCUUCCGACUCUCUACCUUCUGCUUCAUCCCCCGUUUCUCCACGUUUACUCCGUCGUCCUUCGAAGUCAAGGCUGUACAAAGGGAUAGGCUUAGGUCACCCGACUUCCAAAGGCGCACCUCUUGAUGAAGUGGCUAUGCCUGCGUCGAAAUGCGGGGGCGUCUCAGACACUGGUGUGUUUACUAUGACAUCUGGAGGAAAAGUGGCCUCUUCCAUUAGAGCUUCAGGUUCUGAUCUUGAACGGUACACCGGACUGGGUCUCGGCGCCCCCCCUACGAAGAGUAGAGGCGUUACUCGUGGCGACUUCGGUGCCUCUCCACGACGUAACGAGAGCAACGCUAUACCGGACGUGCCAUCCACUUUUCCUGCAGAGCUUCGGCGAAUUUCUCCCACAAGCUCUGUAACGAAACGACACUCUUGUAAAGAUCCAGCUGGCCUGACUUUCGGGCAUCCCUGCAUCCAUCAUCCCUCCGCACUCCAUCGCCACCGCCACCAUCACAGCCGUCCGGAAUGGGCAUGCUCACGUCCUCGCUAUCCAUUUCUUCUGAACUCUGUCGUCUCACAUCCCAAAGUUCACCGCAACCCCCACGACAGUCACAGCCUCAGCCUCGUGCUCGCGCUCGUCGUCUUUUCUCAUCGAAAAUGGCGUUCGUUACCCUUUCCAAGUUCUCGAAGAGGUCACUCUACACCAUUCCAGAGUCGUCAACAGGUUCGCCGGAUCAGGACCAUAGUAGUUUUAUUAGGAGGGAAGAGCGGUGUAGGGAUGGAAAGGCUUUGGAAGGGAGGGUGGUUCCCUCAUUUGGGCAGACAUUAUUUUGAGAAGAUCGAGUUAUAUCACACCUACAAAAACAUAGGAAAACACCAGAAAAACACACACAUACGAUUUACUUAUUUACUUAUACAUACAUAUACAUUUUCUUCAUCUCUUACGCAUUACCAAUGGUCACUGGUAAAUUAUACCGUGAGGAUAUUAUAGUCCCAUGCUUGGGCAUGGGAACGUGGUGUCGGCCGACGCAGAACAAUUGUUUGGAGAGUUCAUAUUACUUUUCAUGCUACUAUACUUUGAAAAAAUUUGUGAACUGACAGUGAGC
This is a messenger RNA of Desarmillaria tabescens, 1385 nucleotides long. RefSeq lists its product as uncharacterized. Lineage: Eukaryota; Fungi; Basidiomycota; Agaricomycetes; Agaricales; Physalacriaceae. The record is from RefSeq and is a predicted model, not a curated record. The annotation marks the transcript as partial. The transcript is spliced from 5 exons.